Mycotypha africana is the source of this 750-nucleotide messenger RNA. RefSeq lists its product as uncharacterized. The annotation marks the transcript as partial. The transcript has 2 exons. Lineage: Eukaryota; Fungi; Mucoromycota; Mucoromycetes; Mucorales; Mycotyphaceae. The record is from RefSeq and is a predicted model, not a curated record.
AUGGCCAAAGAAGAUCAUAUUUAUCGUUUAAAUCACAUUUUGAAUACCUUGUUCCGUUUCAAUAUCAAAAGGGUGGAUGCUGACAAGUUGAAAUCAGCUAUUGAAUUGGGUCAAUUCCUGUUUGAUACAGCUGGGUUAGAGUAUCGCAACUUGCCUCGUCCCAUCUUUUUCCCUCACCUCUCCUCAGGUCAUCCUCAGCCGCCACAGCCUGCAAUGUAUCCUGCUUUGCUUCUCCUUUUACAUGCACCACGUCCUACAAAGUUCAAACCCAUGUGCCAUAACUGCAAUACGAAGCCCGCCUCAAGACGUCGUCUGUGCGUUGCAUGCUACCGAUAUCAAUUGAAACAUGGUGAGGCCAGACCCUUACGUCUCAUUGUUGCCAAUCGACCCGGUCCUCGUGGUCAAGGUGAUUUGAUUCAUAGUUGCAAAGCCAGCUAUAUUUGUCCUCCUUCUCUGAACAAUGAGAACCAUAAGAGCAACCUAUCCAUGGAAACGCAUCAAUGGUAUCGUAAUCUCUGUGGUGACGGAAACUGGUGUGAGACUUGUAAGAGUUAUUACUUGCGUCAUACAAAAGUAAGACCACCCGAACUUUUCGUCAAGGCGGCUAAAAGAAAGGUAGACAUUCGCUCCUUGGUCAACUGGAAAACGUGGUCCUGGGAUGAGAUUCCUGUAGAAACCAUCGAAGCCGCUACCAUGGCCUAUUUCAACACCAUCACACCUCCUCCUCCUACGCCCUCCUCUACGAGUAGC